UGCCCAGCCUGCAGGGAAACAGUAAACAAGCGGGCAUUUCCUGGCCUGCUCCCAACACGGCGGGAACUCUGUGCAGUUUGAGGAAUCCCAGCACCGAGGUCAUUGGCGCCAUCACACCUUUUGGCGAAGUACCCGUGGUCCCCAACCAUUUGGCACUGGAGUUGAGACUGGCUCCAGUUUUGCUUUUAGGCAGGACUGACAGGGAAGCACACCUCGCCCUGAUGUCACUAGGGACUCUUAGCCACCAGCCCAGAGACAGGACUUCACUGACCAAACACUUCGGUGAAUUUGGGGCAGGAUGUGAGGGAGAGAAAGAAGGAAGAGAAAUUGGGAGCGGGGGAGGGAGCUUGGGCAGACUGGGCAGGCCAACCCAGGAAGGCAGAAGCAGAGAAUGCCCAAGGCCCAGAUGCUGGGAAAACAUACUAGCCCACAAGCUGUUCCUGGUAGUCGGGCCCCAUGGCUCUCUCCCGACAUUUUCUGCCUGGGCCUCACAUUCCUGUGGUGCUGGGUGGGCCAGCUGCAGGGACACCCUCAGUGCUUGGAUUAUGGACCACCCUUUCGUCCUUCUCUCCAUCUGGAGUUCUGCUCUGACUAUGACUCCUUUGGCUGCUGCGAUCAGCGCAAGGACCGCCGCAUCGCUGCCCGGUACUGGGACAUCAUGAACUACUUCGACCUGACGGGCCAUGAACUGUGCGGUGGUUACAUCAAGGACAUCCUCUGCCAGGAGUGCUCUCCCUAUGCAGCCCACCUCUACGAUGCCGAGAACCCCCAGACACCCCUCCGGAACCUUCCGGGUCUCUGCUCUGACUACUGCUCUGCCUUCCACCGCAGCUGCCACUCUGCCAUCUCCUUGCUAACCAAUGACAGUGGCCUCCAGGAGUCCCACGGAGAAGACGGUGCUCGCCUCUGCCGCCUCCUCAACCUUCCGGAUGAGGACUACUGCUUCCCCAACAUCCUGAAGAAUGAUCAGCUCAACCGCAACCUGGGGGUGGUGGCUGAGGACCAGAAGGGCUGCCUGCAGCUCUGCCUGGCCGAGGUGGGCAAUGGACUGAGGAACCCUGUGUCCAUGGUCCACGCCGGGGACGGCACCCACCGCUUCUUUGUUGCUGAGCAGGUAGGAGUGGUGUGGGUCUACCUCCCCGACGGGAGCCGCCUGGAACAGCCCUUCCUGGAUCUCAAGAGCAUGGUACUGACCACACCUUGGAUCGGGGAUGAGAGAGGCUUUUUGGGGCUGGCUUUUCAUCCCAAAUUCCGCUACAACCGCAAGUUCUAUAUUUAUUAUUCAUGCCUGGGCAAGAGGAAGGUGGAAAAAAUCCGGAUUAGUGAGAUGAAGGUUUCCUUGUCUGACCUUAACAAAGCGGACCCCAAAUCAGAGCGGGUCAUCUUGGAGAUAGACGAGCCAGCCUCAAACCACAAUGGUGGACAGCUUCUCUUUGGCUUGGAUGGCUAUCUGUACAUAUUCACUGGGGAUGGAGGGCAGGCUGGGGAUCCCUUUGGCAAGUUUGGAAAUGCUCAGAACAUAAGUUCUCUGCUGGGGAAAGUGUUAAGGAUUGAUGUGAAUGGGGCAGGCACGCAUGGCCAGCCGUACCUAGUGCCCAUGGACAACCCCUUCCUGUCUGAGCCAGGCGCCCACCCUGCCGUCUAUGCCUACGGGGUCAGAAACAUGUGGCGCUGUGCCGUGGACCGAGGGGACCCCAUUACACGGCAGGGCCGAGGUCGGCUGUUCUGUGGGGACGUGGGCCAGAACAAGUUUGAGGAAGUUGACCUCAUCGUCAAAGGCGGGAACUAUGGCUGGAGGGCAAAGGAAGGGUUCGAAUGCUACGACAAGAAACUUUGUCAUAAUGCUUCCUUGGAUGACAUUCUGCCCAUCUAUGCUUAUGGCCAUGCCGUGGGAAAGUCUGUCACUGGAGGCUACGUCUACCGUGGGUGUGAAUCCCCCAAUCUCAAUGGCCUCUACAUCUUCGGGGACUUCAUGAGUGGUCGACUUAUGGCUUUGCGGGAAGAUAGGAAAGCCAAAAAAUGGACAAAACGAGACAUCUGCUUGGGCAACUCAUCCUGCGCCUUCCCAGGGCUGAUCAGCGCGUACAGCAAGUUCAUCAUCUCCUUUGCUGAAGAUGAAGCAGGGGAGCUGUAUUUCCUGGCCACCUCCUACCCAAGUGCCUAUGCACCCCAUGGAUCCAUUUACAAGUUUGUCGAUCCCUCAAGGCGAGCCCCGCCAGGCAAGUGCAAAUAUAAGCCAGUGCCGGUGAGAACCACGAGUAAGAAGAUCCGGUUCCGGCCACUCGCCACCACGGUCCUGGACUUGCUGAAGGAGACAUCACGGAAGGCGGCUCGAAGACCAUCCAAUGCAGCCUCAGCUUCUAGCUUGGACCGGGUUGCACCUCGGAAAGGUUCCUCCAAGAAACCAGCCUCUCCUUCAAGCAAGAAAACAUUGCAAGGGCCUGGUACCAAGAAGAAAGGCAGAGUGUGGUCCCCAGGGCCCCAGGGCCAGAGGAGGAGGAAGCAGAAUCUUGACCGCAGCAGUGGCGGGAUAAGACAGCUGGCACGGAAGUCCCCAGGCAGAAGUCGCCCGUGACCCCAUUGGUUGAAUUGGCCGGUGGGAACUGAGAUAGGAGGUCUCACAGAGUGGAAUCUGCAGCUGGGUGCUGAGUUUGGAUCUCAGCCCGUCAGGAAUCCUGGCUGCAGGUGGGUUGGGCUUGACUCCAGCAUGUGUGGGCUUUCUCUCCCUGGGAAACGUGGCUGUCUGCCGAAGAAACAUGAGCCUGGUCUGUGUGCAGCAUUUCCCUGGGGAGACCACAGCCCACACCACCCCGCACCUGGCUUAUGACAGGCUCUAGUGUGCAUACCUGCCUGGAAUCCCACCUGACAUCCCUUCAACCUGGGGUAAUAAAUCAACUUUGGCUUACGCUGGUGCAUCCUUUGAUCUUACUAUUUGGCAAUGGGGAAUCUAGCGUGUUUCAGCCGGCUUGUUAAGCAGCUCCCUCCACACUCCCGCUGCCUGUGGGUGACUGGCUCCUAACUAAGCUCUGGAAGAUGGAUGGCCCCUUUCUGUCCUCCAGACAGAAGCCGGUGAGCUGAAAGGCUCAGCUCUGGACCCCCAGCAUCUGUUAUCUGGGCUCAGCAAAUGGCUAAUAAACACACCUGCAUUCCA
Meriones unguiculatus (Mongolian gerbil) is the source of this 3151-nucleotide messenger RNA. RefSeq names its product HHIP like 2 (gene Hhipl2). The record is from RefSeq and is a predicted model, not a curated record. The transcript has 9 exons. NCBI's taxonomy places the organism in Eukaryota, Metazoa, Chordata, Mammalia, Rodentia, Muridae. Bases 392 to 2575 code for a protein of 727 amino acids.